This is a messenger RNA of Linum tenue, 1571 nucleotides long. Lineage: Eukaryota; Viridiplantae; Streptophyta; Magnoliopsida; Malpighiales; Linaceae. The record is from the annotation of a GenBank genome assembly.
CUUCCUCUUCCGUCGUCCACUUUCACUGGAGAGAGCGAGCAAGGAGACGACAGAGAAACGCAGCCAUGGACAGAGAAUGGGGUUCCAAGCCCGGCAGCGGAGGCGCCGCCUCCUCCCAGAACGAGGCAAUCGACCGCCGGGAGCGUCUCCGGCGACUCGCCCUCGAGACCAUCGAUCUCGCCAAAGACCCCUAUUUCAUGCGCAAUCACCUCGGCAGUUAUGAGUGUAAGCUGUGUCUGACUUUGCACAACAAUGAAGGGAACUACCUGGCUCACACCCAAGGGAAGCGUCACCAGACCAAUUUGGCGAAGAGAGCUGCUCGCGAGGCCAAGGAAGCUCCAGCUCUCCCGCAGCCUAACAAGCGCAAAGUUAACAUCCGCAAGACAGUCAAAAUCGGCAGACCUGGGUACCGUGUGACCAAGCAGUUUGAUCCGGAGACUAAGCAGAGAUCUCUUCUCUUUCAGAUCGAGUAUCCCGAAAUCGAAGACAACACAAAGCCAAGGCACAGGUUUAUGUCAUCUUAUGAGCAGAAAGUCCAGUCCUAUGACAAGAGUUACCAGUAUCUUCUGUUCGCAGCAGAACCAUAUGAGAUUGUUGCCUUCAAGGUCCCCAGCACAGAAAUCGACAAGUCAACUCCCAAGUUCUUCUCACAUUGGGAUCCCGACUCUAAGAUGUUCACUUUACAGCUAUACUUUAAGACCAAGCCACCAGAGACCAACAAACCUCCAGCUGCUGGUGCGGCAACAGCGAAUGGCACGUCUGCUCCUGGCGUCCCUCCAAGGACUCUCCUACCGCCACCACCGCAGGGUCUACCCCCUCCCCCACCUCCAGACGGAGGAGCAAGGCCACCUCCACCUCCACCCCAAAUGGGGAACGGUCCUAGACCUAUGCCUCCAGGGGAGGCUCCACCAGCUCCGCCUCCACCGCCAGGCGGCAGUGGGAUGGCUAAUUUCACUCCUGGUGCUCAGAUGGGCAGACCUCCGAUGCCUCAGGGUUUCCCAGGGCAAGGCGUCCAUCCACCUCCUCCACCUCCACCCAAUAUGGGAUAAGUUUGUAUCAUACGAUAGAGAAGUGUUUGUACUCUUUAGCUUAAGCGAAUUGGGAAGUUUUGUUCUGCUUUGCUACUCUUCAGAACAAGCCUUUGUUUUGAUUGCCUGAAAUUCAUGAUUAAACAUUUCACCUCAAAGUUGUUAGUCGUCGUCAUCUGAAACUCUGAAUGUUGUGAUUUGCGGUUUAAUGUUUUACCAGAGGUGUUAAAUCUUUGAGAGGAUCAAAUACUGCUCAGGCCAUAUCAAAUUUUUAAGAGAGCAAUUGAUCAGCAGAUGCAUGGCAUUACAUGAAAUGAUGCAUAUGUAUAGGGCUCAAUCAGUCGUGUUUGUACAAGGCUUGUAAUGUACAAGUCGAAUUAUCAUUCGUGGUGGUCGCCAUUGAGCCAAUCGGUUCGACAAAAAACAAGAAUCUGCUGUGCCUCAUGGAGUGAAAGGAAGGAAGAUGGAGGGAACGGCUUCUUAGAGGGUGACAGCAUUGGGAGGGAAUGCCUUCUGUAUGAACUCCAGGAAGCGCCUGGAGUA